Ostertagia ostertagi is the source of this 933-nucleotide messenger RNA. The record is from the annotation of a GenBank genome assembly. NCBI's taxonomy places the organism in Eukaryota, Metazoa, Nematoda, Chromadorea, Rhabditida, Trichostrongylidae.
GAAUAUUCUCUGCUCAAAUUCAUCGCUUGCUUGCUUAGGACGGAUCUGACAAGAACAUUCACUCGCCGGCCGGGCCCGAUCCCGAAAGACAUAUCGCCCGUGCCGGACAAUUCCACAAAAGUUGAUGGUGUGAGCCCUAGACCAAAUGUACGUUCAACCCGUCAAAAAACAAUGACCAUGGAUUCCUGUGGUACCCAUGAGCUGAGGAGAUUAUUUGCAGAAGCAAGGCAAGCCGGUUCAUCGUUGGAAGAGCUAGAAGCAAAAAUGGUAGAUCUUUUUCGCACGAAAGAAGGUGAAAUGAAUGGACGUCUUGCUAAGAUUAUGGAGCAAAUGGAACAAAUGGAAAAGCAUGACUCUGUUAGUAAUGAAGCGAAUCGUAUGGUCUAUGGGAAAUUGAUUGCCGAAUACGAAAUGAUGCUGGAGGAGUUGACGUCCGGAGCAUACAUUCAUGUGGGACGGCUUGAAGAGCAUGGUUAUAUGAAAAACGGCAGCUGUGGAGGAUCGUGCAGAGCAUCUGCGGAGCGAGACUCGAUCAAAGCAGAACUGGAUUCCAUGCAUGAAGACUACAGCAAGAUCUAUGAAAUGUACAAAAAGUUGCGCAAAGUGGCCGAAGAUCAAAAACUUGAGUACAUCGAGUUACACAAUAAGUACGUUGAAAAAGUGGAAGAGAACAAACGUAUGCAGGGAAAGAUGAGCCGUUUACGAGAGGAUGCUCAGAAUAAGCUGGAGCGUGCUUCUAAAGAUGUGGAAGAUUGUCUUCGCGAAAGAGACGAAAGUUUGGUAGGGCUACGACUUAAGGUCCGCCAAUUGGAAAUGGAUUUGAAAACAAGUCAACGUGAACUAGAAAUCAAGAAGAACGAGGCCGUUGAGCUACGCGAUAUAUGCAAUCAGCUGAUGUCCCAAAUGGAACCCGGGUCCGAUGUGGAGCAGUGA